Messenger RNA from Plasmodium falciparum 3D7, 6402 nucleotides. RefSeq names its product phosphatidylinositol 3-kinase (gene PI3K). NCBI's taxonomy places the organism in Eukaryota, Apicomplexa, Aconoidasida, Haemosporida, Plasmodiidae. Gene Ontology annotation, biological process: phosphatidylinositol phosphate biosynthetic process; phosphatidylinositol-3-phosphate biosynthetic process. Gene Ontology annotation, molecular function: kinase activity; transferase activity; phosphotransferase activity, alcohol group as acceptor. The record is from RefSeq and is a predicted model, not a curated record.
AUGAAAAUUAGAUAUGACAAGUGCUCCAGUACAAAAGACCUAAACUACUUUUUUCAUUUAAAAUUAGGUUUUUUUGUUUGUUAUAAAAAUCACAAUGAUAAAUAUUCCUUUAAAAAUAAAAUCUUACAAAAAAAUGACACUAUAUUAUUUUUUAAGAAAAAAAAGAAAUUCAUGUAUCUCAGAAAAAAAAAAAAAAAAAAAAAAAAAAAAAUACUCAUUCAGAUUAUACAAGAAUAUAAUAAAUAUAAUGAAUAUUUUAAAUAUAAUUCAAAUUUAGAAGGUAAUCAAGGAUUCAAUAAAAAACCAGAAAAAAAUAAAAACACAAAAGGAAAUGUAUAUACUGAUCAUACAAAUCAAAAUGCAAAAUCAAAAAUAUAUAAUUAUGAUAUGAAUGAUGAUUCUUAUUCUAAUUAUGUGAACAACAAUAAUGUUUUUAGAAUAUCAUCUUUUUUGAUAUUAAAUAAUGAAUUUUUUGGAUAUCCCCUUCAAUUUGUUUGUGAAACAGAAGGGAGAAGUAGGAACCAUGAACAUUAUCCGGACGUACAUGGGGAUAAUAUUAAGUAUAACAAAUGUGAUGAUAAUAAGUAUAACAAAUGUGAUGAUAAUAAGUAUGAUAAAUGUGAUGAUAAUAAGUAUAACAAAUGUGAUGAUAAUAAGUAUGAUACAUGUGAUGAUAAUAAGUAUGAUACAUGUGAUGAUAAUAAGUAUGAUACAUGUGAUGAUAAUAAGUAUAACAAAUAUGAUGAUGAUAAGUAUGAUACAUGUGAUGAUAAUAAGUAUAACAAAUAUGAUGAUGAUAAGUAUAACAAAUAUGAUGAUGAUAAGUAUAACAAAUAUGAUGAUGAUAAGUAUGAAAAAAGUAGAAAAAAGAAAAAACUUAAUAAUUUAUAUAAAACCAUAUUAACAAAAAAAAAAAGAAAAAAAAUGAACUCUAAUUUAUGUGUAAUAAAUAAAAUAUACAAGUAUCCUAUAAAAUAUUGUGAAUUAAAUUCCAAAGCGUUUGUAUUUUUUAUUAUUAAAAAUGUAGGUGUUCAUAAAAUAACAUAUUAUUCAUAUAAUAAAUUAUUUUCGAAAGAUGGUGUUUUAAAUCAAGGAAUUCAAAUAUGCAAACUUUAUCAUGUGAACAAAAAUAAAAAAAUUAAACAAAUUAUUUUUGAAGCCUUGAAAAAUAAAAUAACCUUUUCAUAUGAUAACAAUCCAAACAAUAUCAAGAAAAAAAUAUACAAAUUUCUUAAAAAAAAUUGUGCUUAUCAUGAUCUCAUAAAAUUGUUUUAUUUCAAGGGUCACAAACAAAGGGAAAAAUGUAACAAAAAAUUAAAUAUGGAAAAAACCUUUGGGGUGCACAAAUCCAGUCGUUACAAUUAUAAGACAUAUAAAAAGAAAAAGAAAAUUGAUAUGUGUAAAAAUUAUUGUGAUGAUAUACUUGAUACAUAUAAUAGUAAAUAUUACAAGGGUGAAUUAUCCGGGCAGCAUAAACAUAUCAAGAUGACGGGGGAACAAAAAGAAGAGCAUCAUAUAAAAUAUACACAUUUGAAUUUUAAUCAUGGGAAAGAUGAAACAUUUUAUAAAGAAUUAUAUAAAUGUAAUUAUAUUGAAAAAUAUAUAUCGUCUGUAAAUUAUUUUUUAUUGGAGAGAAGACGAAUGUUUAACAAAUAUAAACAACAAGAGUUGUGUGUGAACAAAAAUGAGGAGAAUAAUAAAAAUAAAAAUGAUGAUGAUAAUAAAAAUGAUGAUGAUAACAAAAAUGAUGAUGAUAAUAAUAAAAAUGAUGAUGAUAAUAAAAAUGAUGAUGAUGAUAAUAAAAAUGAUGAUGAUAAUAAAAAUGAUGAUGAUGAUAAUAAAAAUGAUGAUGAUGAUAAUAAUAAAAAUAAUAUUCAAUGUGAUAACCAUUCAGAUAAUAUUUAUAUGUGUGGUACCUAUGGUAAUAUGGAAAACUAUAAUGUUCCUCAUAGUACGAAUAAUACAAAUCUCCAAUCCAUAAAGAAAAGAAUUAUUAACAUGAACAUAUUAGACAAUAUAAGGUGUAAUAAAACUUACAAAUACAUUGAUAAAAAUAAAUUCAAAUGUUUUACAUAUUAUUCAUGUAAAAAUUAUAAUGUAUGCAAAAAAAUUAUAGAAAAAUAUAAACUUUAUAAAUUUUUAAAAAAAAAAAAAAUUGAAGGAUACAUGAUUUUGAAUUUCCUUAAUUUUAAUAAAGAAUUAAUAUAUUAUAAUGAACAUAAAAAAGAUAUGUCUACAUUACAUGAUAAUUUAUUUGAUGUAAUUUCCAAUAAUCAAAAUGAAAAUGUGAAAUAUAAUCAUAUUUGUAAUAAUAAUAAGUAUGAUUGGUUUUUUAAUUCCUUUGAUUAUGUAGGUAAUCUAGAGGAAUCCAUCACAUGUUUCAAUAAUCACAAAAAAAAAGAAAAUAUGAAAAAUAUAAAAAAUAUAAAAAAAAAAAAAAAAAAAAAUUUGUUUUACAAUGAACAACAUAAUAUAAAAAAUAAUAAAAAUGAUUACCAUUUUGAUAAGUAUCCUUCUUCUUUAUAUAGUCAUUUAACAAAUAAAAAAAUGGUAAACAAUACAGAGGUAAAUAAUAUAAAAGAUGAAAAUUCCCUUCAGAUGUAUAUUAUUAAUAAAGAUGUUACAAAAAAUAAGGAUGGUAACUUACUAUUAAAUUCAUAUUAUAAUUCUAAAUUGGGUAAAUCAAUAAAUACAUGUUCUAAGGAAAUAUAUAAAGAGGAACAUAAAAAUGUUUAUAUAUAUAAUAAAAAAAUUACAAAAAUGAAUAUAAAAAUGAAGACGGAACAAAAAUAUAUCUGCGUCGAUUCGAAAAGGAAUACAAGAACAUAUAAUAGUAAAAACAUACGAACAUAUAAUAGUAAAAACAUACGAACAUAUAAUAGUAAAAACAUACGAACGUAUAAUAGGAAAAACAUACGAACGUAUAAUAGGAAAAACAUACGAACGUAUAAUAGGAAAAACAUACGAACGUAUAAUAGGAAAAACAUAAGAUGUAAUAACAGAAAAAAAUUCCAUCUAAAUAGAAAUAAAAAAAAAAAUGGUUGUGUAAAAAAAUACAAAUUAUAUGAUGAAAGGAAUACCUUGGUAUAUAAGAACAAAAUAGGGAGUAACCAUUUUUUUUUGAAGGAAGAAAUUGGAAAAAGUACAAAAAAGUUGAACGAUAUAUUUGAACAUAUAAGUAACUAUACAAAUCGUAUUAGUAAGAAUAUAAAUAUAACAAAUAAAAAUAGAUAUGAUGAUUAUCCUUUUGAUUUUUUGUCAAAAGAUAAAAUUGAAUAUAUCUCUAUGUUAUCACCAACUAUAAACGAGAUUAAAACAUUAAAUACUAUUCUUACCAUUCCACUUAUUAAAAUGAAUGAGUAUGAAAAAAAUUGUAUAUGGAGAUUCAGAUUUCAAUUAUUAAAUAGAAAAGAGACCUUAGGAAAAUUCCUAAAAUCUAUUAAUUGGAAUAAUAAAGAAGAAGAAGAAGAAGCCAUAAUUUUAUUAAAUAAGUGGGCAAAACCAGGUAUAGAGAAUUGUAUAGAAUUAUUUUAUUCACAUCUACAUCAUUAUGUUAUUAAAAAAUAUAUUAUAGAUAUUAUAAAGAAUAGUAAAAAAGAAGAAAUCAAAUUAUAUCUAUUUCAAUUGGUCCAAAGUUUAAGAACUUUUAAUUAUCAACAUAUAGAUAAUCUAUUUAUUAAUACUUUAAUACAAAAAUGUAUUAAAUCAAAAAAACUAUCCAUAUAUUUUUAUUGGUUUUUAUUAAGUGAAGCGAAAGAUAAAAUUAAAGGCAAAUUGUAUUUACAUAUACAUAAAUUAUUUAUUAAUAAAUUAAUGACUUCUAAUAUUAGAAAAAAUAAAAUUAUCCUAGAUAUUUUAAAAAAUCAAAACCGUUUCCGUAAUCAAUUAUUAUAUCUAACAAAAAUUGCCAAGAAUAAAACAGACAGAAUACAAAAUAAAACCAGAAAAUUAAGAAACUUUCUAUUUUAUUAUAGAACUAAUUAUGGAUAUAUAAAUAUCAAAGACUUUAUAAAAAAUAAUAUUUUUAUAUCUGAUCAUAAUGUCUAUGAUUUUUUGGAUAUAUGUAAAAUGAAAAGGGAAAAUUCGCUGGAUACUCCUAUGAGGGGUGAUAACAUUGGUCAACCUAGUUACCUGGGAAUGGUCCCUGGUAUGGGUAAAUCCACUGACGAUAGUAAAAAUGUUUACGGUGAUGAUAAUAAAAAUGUUUAUGGUGAUGAUAAUAAAAAUGUUUAUGGUGACGAUAGUAAAAAUAUUUAUUGUGACGAUAAUAAAAAUGUUUAUGGUGAUGAUAAUAAAAAUAUUUAUGGUGACGAUAGUAAAAAUAUUUAUGGUGACGAUAAUAAAAAUAUUUUUAGUGAUGAUAAUAAAAACCUUUAUAGUGACAAUAAUAAUAAUAAACACAUAAGAUAUAAUAAGUACGUAAAAAAUAUAUCCUAUGAACACUUUAAUGAAUAUCCUUACGAUAAUAAAAAGAGUAGAAAUAUAUAUACAUGUAAUAAAGAUAUAUGUAAUUCUAUUUAUUAUUUAGAUAACGAACUUACAAUAAAUUAUGAUAUAAAAGAUGAUUUAUAUUUUUUUCAAUAUAAAAGAAGUUCAGAUGAAAAAUUAUUAAAUACAGAUUUAAGUAAUGAUUCUAAUGAUAUGAUUCAUUAUAUUGAUGAUUCUAAAAAUGUUAAAAUUGAACGAAAUAGAGAUAACUCUUUCUUUUCUAAUUUUUUACAAUUUAAUGAUAAUUUAGAUUUUUUUUUAAAUGCUACUUAUAGUGAUGAAGAUAAUAAUUAUGAAAUAUUAGAUGACUCUAUAAAUUUUGUUCAGAAACAAAAAAUUAAAAAAAUAAAAACACCUUUAAUUUUACCUAUAGAUCCUAAUAUUGAAUUAUUAUCUUUCUUACCUGAACAAUCAUAUGUAUUACGUUCUUCUUUAUAUCCUAUAGUUAUUGCUUGUUUAGUUCGAAAAAAAAUUAAAUUAUAUAAUGAAAAUUAUAAUAAUUUAAUUAUUAAUAAUCAUACCUUUUAUAAAAAUGACCAAAAUAAGGAUAAUAUCAUAAACAAUUUGUCAUAUGAUAAGUCAUAUCAUUCAUAUUAUAACUCGCAAUUUAUUAAAACUUUACAAAAUUCUUUUGAAAGUACAACAAGUCUUAAUUAUCAUUAUAAUUUUUUGAAAUGUUCAAAUAAUAAUAUUUUUUAUAAAAACAAAAAAAUUGAAAGAAUUAAACCAAACACAUCAAUUCAAAAAGCCUUUCCGUCCAAUGAAAAUAUAUUAAAUAGAAAUCAACAUGUGUAUUAUAGUAAUAACCAAAUUGUUCAUAAUAUUAAAAAAAUGAACAAGCAUAAAAGGGAUGAUUACAUGAUUAAUGAAAAGGUCCUUCCAUGUGUUAGUAAUUCGUGUUUGGGCGAUAAACUGAUGCCGUCGCAUGAUAAAAUGAGGUCGUCGCAUGAUAAAAUGAUGCCGUCACAUGAUAAAAUGAUGCCAUCGCAUGAUAAACUUAUGUCGCCGCAUUAUACUCUUAUGUCGUCGCAUGAUAAACCUGUGGCACCAUCAGGCGUUUCCUCGUUAGGAGAGAAAAAGUCAAAAGAUGAAAAAAAGAAUAGAAAAAAAUAUAACGAAAUCUACCAGCUGUCGAUAAAAAAGUAUAUCUAUAAAGCAGGUGAUGAUUUAAGACAAGAUCAUUUAGUUAUACAAAUAAUUUAUGUUAUGGAUAAUAUAUGGAAAAGAUAUGGUUUGGAUUUAAAAAUGACACUAUAUAGAGUAUUAGCGUUAUCGACAGAUGAUGGUUUUAUUGAAUUUGUGGAUUAUGCAGAAUCUAUAUCUUCAAUAAAAAAAAAUUAUAAAGGAGAAAUAAGACAAUAUUUUAUAGAUAAUAGUACAUGUUCAAGUUCCCCUUUAGGAUUUGAUACAGAAAUAUUACAAAACUUUAUAUCAAGCUGUGCAGGAUAUAGUGUUAUUACCUAUAUAUUAGGUAUAGGAGAUAGACAUCUAGAUAAUUUAAUGGUAACAAAAGAUGGACGCUUUUUUCAUAUCGACUUUGGUUAUAUAUUUGGAGAGGAUCCAAAACCAUUUUCUCCACCUAUGAAAUUAUGUAAAGAAAUGAUUGAAGCUAUGGGAGGAGCUCAUAGUAUAGGUUAUGAACAAUUCUUAAAAAAAUGUUGUCUAGCAUAUAAAUAUUUAAGAUACCAUUCUCAAUUAAUUAUUAGCUUGUUAGAUGCAAUGUGUGAUGCAGGAUUAAAGGAUAUGAAAAUGAGUCCAGAGUUAUGUGUCUUAAAAGUACAAGAAAAAUUUAGACUUGAUUUAAAUGAUGAAGCAGCAGAAAUUUAUUUUCUUAGUGUUAUCAAUGCAUCCGUUAAAACGUUAUUUCCUGUUGUUGUGGAUAAAUUGCAUGAGUGGGCCUUAAAUUGGAAAUGA